AUGAAAAACGUUAAGGAGAAUAUCAUAAAUUUUAAGGACCUAGCCAAGCAGCUGGAGGCAUGUGUACGGUACAACUCAACAGAUAUCGAAGUGAUGCAGGACAUUUACGCGGAAUGUAAAAAAGACCUAAUCACUUUGGAGAAACUGACGCUGGAGGCUCUGGAAAAGGGAAACGCGCUCUUGUUUGAGCAGCUAGUAGAGGCGUCUACCCACGUAAAUCGAUCCAUCAAGCUGUUCGAAAGCUUCGAGAAAGACCACAAGGAACGCAGGCGGAGUUUCUCCCAAGGAGGAUGGUCCCCGCAAAAUGGGGCAAUCCAAAUGGCAAACGACGAUAGGGACUAUUCCAAAAGGAAGAAAUCGCACGAAGGGUAUAAAAAACGGGAUAGUAAGAGGAAAGGGAAGAAAUACAAAAGCGCUGAUGAUGAGGAGGAAGAAAGCGAUAAAAGGAAUCGAAGUAGAAGCCAAAGCAUGAGCAGAAGUAGAAGCCGAAGUGGAAGCUUGAGCAGAAAUUCCGGAAAAAGAAAAGAACAUGAAAAGAGGAAAAAGAAAAAGAAGGAAAAGGGGAAGGAAAGAAGGAAGUACUUCCAAAGUGAUGAAGAAAAUAAUAGUAAAGAAAAAGAUACGAAUGAUAAUAGAAAAAUGAUGAAGUCAGACUCGCUAGAAUCUUUUACCAAAGCAUUUGGCACCUUCCAUGAUACCAUGAAUAUUCUGAGCAGCGAAAUGGAAGAUGAUCUGGACGAUUUUCAAAUAAAACAGAAAAAGAAAGAAAAGAAAAAAAAAAAAAAACAUCAUGAUGGCAAAUUAAAGGGACAGCACGGUAGCGAUAACGAAAAUGACAGUGAAGACCUGUUCUUAAGUAACAAUCACAUCGAUUCGCUAGACGAUUUAAGUCCGCGAAGCAGCAACAGCACAAAGGGAAGAACAAGCAAAGGGGGAAAAUCCAUCAGUACACACGGAAAGCACCAUCCAGUGGUCAUAGUAAUUCACAUAUCAGACAUUAUAAACAUUUCACAAAAUCUUAAAACGGUUUAUAUUUAUCUAACCCUAAAAUCGAUAGAUAAGAAAAUUAGUAUAAGAAAGAAAACCAAAAGUAAAGACGUUAGUAAUUUUUCUGUAAACGUAUCUGAACUUUUUGAAUUCUCUGUUUCUCACAAGAAACAGUUAUUCCUAUACGUAGAUGUAGUGGACACAGAAAAAAGGAGUUAUUGUUACAGGUGCCUAAUAAAUUUGAAUAAUAAAAUUUUGAAAAAAACUCAAUUGCUUGUCCCCACGGCAUUUUUAUUAACACAAGUUAGUGAGAAUUCUGAUGACAAACGUGGUAACCAAAAUUUGAAUCCUUCCAACCCGAUAAAAUUUCCUGCUAACCAUCAGAAUUCCAAAGGCGAAAACGUCGACAAGGAUAUUAAAGAUUUCUCCUUUAUAUCACCGACAGUUAAUUCCUUCUCGUGGGGAAAUGCUUUGGAUCGUCGUGGAAUGCAUAACCAACAUAUUGGUAACCCCCCAAAUGAUGACCUCUUCGCUAUUAACCCCACUGGCAGUAACCGCACACACAACCGAUUGAACGACUUUCCCAUGGCGCGUCCCAAUUCGAACAACUUCUACCCCAUGAACAAAAAUCAGAGAAACCCCAAUUUGAGCAACUUCAAUUUUGCACGCACGAAUCAAAACGGCCCCAAUUCGAACAACUUCAAUUUUGUCAGCAGAAAUGUCGCUAAUAGAAAUAUGUACAAUUGGGGGAAUGCCAACCAGGGCUUUGCCACGCCCAAUUUUGGCAAUCACAACUUUGGAAGUCCAUCAUUUGGUAGCCCAUCAUUUGGUGGACCUACAUUUGGAGGUCCAUCGUUUAGGGGUGCACCAUUUGGAGAUCCAUCCUUUGGCGACCACAACCGAAGCCUCAGUAACCCCCACUUUAGCAACUACAACAUUAGCCCCCCAACGUUCAUCAAGCACAAUUCGACCCCUUCGCCCUCAACAACGCAAACAUCGGAGAGAGCAAAAAAGGCGCAAACGCAUCCCCACAGCAGGAUAACCAAAGGAGGCGAAAAACCAAAUGAAGGGGAAGAGAGAGAGAAAAAAAACGAGCUAGCUAAAAACGAAAAGAACUUCUCAAGCGAUUGCUCCUACAUCAUAAUGAGCAUUUUUUUAAAAAACAAAGAUUUUGAUCACGAAACGGAAUUAAUGAAACAGAACAAUUUGAACCUAUACAAGCAGCUAUAUAACGUGUGCAACAAGGAAAAGGUGUACUAUGAAAAUAAGAACAAAGAGAAUGAAAAGAAAAUCGAACAACUAGACAAAGCAGUAAUGCUUCUCGAGUUGGACAACGAAAGUUACGUAGAAGCCAACAACAAGUUGAAGGAAAUUAUAGAGUCGAACAAGGAAAUAAUCAAAGUUAUUGAAAAUAUUGUACAGAAGAAAAAUAACAAAAUAGAAAAAUUGGAAAAAGAAAAUGAAAGAGUUGUAGAGGCAGAAAAACUUAUCGAAGAAAAUAAAAAAGAAAACGUUUUCCUAUCCCAACAAAUUACCAAACUGAGUAACAAUUAUGAGGAAAAUAAAAUGAAGUUAAAAGAUUAUGAUCAACUUAAUGAAAAUUUAAACAGCAAGGUAAACAAUUUGCUAUUCCAAUUGCAAAAUGCGCAGAUGAAAAAUGAAAAACUUUUACUGUACUUAUCCUACUUGGUAAAACAUAUCCACAAGAGCAGCUGCGACGAUGACGCCAAUAUGUUAAGUCUAAUAAAGUUAAAAAAAAUUAAUUGGAAUUUAGAAGGAUCACCGAUUGGUAGGGAUUACCAGGAUAUGUUACAGGACAUCACAAACAACUGCAGUUAUGUGAAGACCGGAUCCAAGUACGAAGAUAUUAUGCUGAACAAUUUCAUUAAAAGUCAGAAAGGGGUUAAUCUGAGCACAAAACAUUUGCAUAAAAUUCUAGGCAUAGGUAAUGAUGCCAAAAAGCAGAUUCUCAAUUACAGUAGUGAUAACAGCAAAGGGGGAAGAAAUCCGUCUAAACGUAAUCUUCAAAAAGGGGAACCCAUGGUUAAUUCUGAUGCUUACAAAAGUGCUACUCUAUCGGAAGAACUGGACGCAUCGCAGGAUGAAGAAAAGGAUAUCCACAUUGAUGACUUUCUCGUGAAAGGAUACAAAAAAUAUAUAACCCAGACUUCAUCCACGGAAAUAAAUCAAGAGAAUCAUCUUAAGGGGGAAAUUCAUCACCCAUUUGCAAAGAAGAAGAUGAAGGAAAAACGGGAUGAAAAAAGUACACUUAAGGGAGUACCCCAAAAUGAACGCAAACAGAAAAGUUCCCAAAAUAAUCUCCCAUGCAAAUUUCCUCAAGUGAACUGGAGCAGCGAUGAAGAGGCGAUGAAAAAACAGAGGCACUCCUUCGACUUGAAUGUGAAGCGAAUGGAUGAAGUGCAAAACGGGGAAGAAGAUAUCUCCGGAAGGGGAAAGAAAAAGAGCCACCUACUGAGUGAUAAAGAAAAAAUCCGAACGAGGCGAAUUAUAAGCGAGAUGAACAGCAACUUCCAAAUUAGGCACAAUACAAACGAUAUUUUCCAUGACGAUUUUUUUAACCACUCGAGAGACCACUCAGAUAACGACACGAAUAGCACAUUUUCCUUCAACGUAAAGAAUGACUCCAAUUGGGAUCACCUGAAAAAACAAAAAAGGGGCAAAAAGGAGGAGAAAAAAGAAGGGAAAAAUAAGCAAAAUGAGACUUCUCAAAAAGGACGCCCAGAAUUAGAUGAAAAGGGAAUGAAGCAACACAGGAAGAAACUGAGCUAUGCGAUCAAACAAACAGGGGACAGAACUACCAGCGGAAAAGACCAGAAGGGCCUCCGCAGAGACAUCAUGGACCAUGAUGAUUACGAUGGGACUUUCCUCCCCUUGGGAACCAGAAGGGAAAAGCAAAAUAUGAAAAAGCACUCCUUAAGUAAUUACAAAAAGAAGAAAAGAAACAAAUUAGUGUACAACGAAAAUUACACCUUUAGUAACUGUGAAAUGUCCAGCGAUGACGCAUUUCAGGGGGUGGAAGGUCCAUCGAAAGGGAGAAGCAAAAAAGAGAAGAACAUAGUUAGUGAUACUUAUUUAAACGAAAGGGGUACAAGUAGACGGAAGCAGGGGAAGCAGAAGGAUGGUUCACUCUUCUGGAAGGACCCCCUAGGGGAAAACCAACUUGACGAAGAAAAGGGACUCCGUCACGAUAGCAGCCGAGGUGGAAUAGAUGAAAAUGGAAAAGACAAAGGCGCAAAGCAUAAACGAUUCGUCCACUUGAAAAAAAAAACAACCAACGACUACAUGAGUGACUACAAAAAUUUCGAAAAAAAAUUUAACUACUUUGUGAAGGUGUCCAAAAAUCUGCAAGGAAGCCUUCUCUCCAAUAGCAGCGAUAAAAUAAGUUAUCCAGUCAAGAUGAACAAAAAAAGCUACUUCAACAAUUUGGAAAGAAUUAUCCACAAAUGUAAUAAGAAGGAGCAGACGUUUUCCUACCUCGAUAGUUAUCUUAGCACGCAAAUAAAGUCCAUGUUUUUAUCGGAGGAAGACAUAAAGAAGCAUAAAAGUAAGUUACGCAAUUUUUACAGGAAGAAUACGAAAGGCCUCAUUUUUGAAAACACCCUUGUUAAGAUAUAUGCCAAACUUUACUAUGUGAACGAAGAUUCAGGGAAAAGCAGUGGGUAUAAAAAGAAAGGGUUGCUAACCCCCGACAGGAAGGAUGACAGUGCUGAAACGAGCAAAGUUCCUCCCUGUGGAAGUACCAAUGGUGCAUGCAAAAACGACGGAAAUAUAGUUAACAGUAAUGACGGUGAUACCAACCAUAAUGACUGUAAAAAGGGCCCAGAAAACAAACCAGAAAAAACACCCAAUAAAGAAAACAUCUACAUGAAUAUCUACGUGAAGUCAAUUCUCUACAACAUCAUCUAUAUCAAAAGUGAUCUGAGUGAAAACAAAAUGGACCACAUAAAGAUUAUAAAAAGAAAUUUGAAAAAAAAUUAUAAUAAAGUGACAGAGGAAAAUGACUACAUAAAUUUAAAGAAAAACGAAAUUUGCUUACUAUACACCUUACGCUUUAAAAGAAAUCACCUUCAAAAAUUGCCCCUAUUCUUAAAUGUAGAAUGCUUAAACAAUGACAAUAGUACGAUCAAGUUGAAAAUCGCUUUGCCCCUGCCGCAUUUAUUCCUCCUAAAACCAAAUAGCUUUUAUCUCAACAGUUUUGUAAAAAAUUUCUCACAAAAGCAAAAAUAUUAUUACAAAUCUUACUACUACAAUAUGCUAGAUUUCUCAACCUUUAAGGAUUUUAUCAAUUCGAUAAAACUGUAUAACUCCUUUAACGUUUUCCAUUUUGACUCCUACAAUAUUCUGUACAGCACAUAUCCUGUUAAUGACAAAUGUAAGAUGCUUUUGCUAAUUGUGUGCGAUUUUGUGAAAAAAAAAAAUGGAGCUUCCAAUGAUACUGUGAAGUUACAUUUUGUGUCUCUCUCCAACAGCUUGAUUAGUUUCUCCGUAAAUUUGUUUAAGCAAAUUUUGUAG
Messenger RNA from Plasmodium coatneyi, 5520 nucleotides. RefSeq lists its product as uncharacterized. The coding region runs from base 1 to 5520 and encodes 1839 amino acids. Lineage: Eukaryota; Apicomplexa; Aconoidasida; Haemosporida; Plasmodiidae. The transcript has 5 exons. The record is from RefSeq and is a predicted model, not a curated record.